GUGACAAUUGAAGUCAAAAUUGAGAAAGGCACUCGGGCGAAGCAGAUCGCGGUAGAUGUCACUCCCUCGCGUAUAAAAUGCUGCGUGUCCGGAAACCUUGUAUUUGAGGGUAAACUGAGGGACACAGUCCGAGGUGAUGAAACUGUGUGGACCCUUGAAGAUGGCGUUUUGUUACGGAUUGUACUUGUGAAAGCAACGGACUUUGCCAAUUCGGAGAAAGUGUGGGAAAGUUUGCUUGACGGAAAAUAUGUUGCCACACCGGAAGUGUAUUUUGCGAUGCAGAAGAAGCUUGACUUGGAAAAAUUUCAGAUGGAGAAUCCUGGAUUUGAUUUUAGCAGUGCCGAACUUGAUGCCAAAUUUGACAAGAUUCCAAGUUCUGUUGUUAAACAGCUUCAAAAUGCGCAGCAGUCUGGUAGUUCUUGAUGGCUGUCAAAAAAAUCGAUCUCAUAUUUUAAAAUACA
This is a messenger RNA of Notodromas monacha, 461 nucleotides long. NCBI's taxonomy places the organism in Eukaryota, Metazoa, Arthropoda, Ostracoda, Podocopida, Cyprididae. The record is from the annotation of a GenBank genome assembly.